Molecule: messenger RNA, 1416 nt
Organism: Arabis nemorensis
Lineage: Eukaryota; Viridiplantae; Streptophyta; Magnoliopsida; Brassicales; Brassicaceae
Source: the annotation of a GenBank genome assembly
AUGGGGCUGAACAAGCAAAGCAACAUUUCACCCUCCAAGUCCAAGUCAAAAUCGAAGAAACAACAUAAGAAGGGUCUCUUCUCGCCGCCUGCGAAGGAUGGGUUGAGCGGAGCUUCGUUGGCUGUUUCUUCUCCUCCGCCUCCCGAAACAGUGACACGAACUACUGAAGCUUCUUCAAAGGGGGCCCCAGGUUCUGGUCCUGCUAUCGAUGGCACUGUGGCACCUGAGGUCGCUAUAAGGGUGACUCAGGAGCAAAGUAUGAAUUUUCCGGUGGCUGAAGAAGUCACAAGUCGGUCAGGUUCUGGAUUUCAAAAACCCCAAAAUUUGAUUCCAAAGCAGACACAGAAACUUCCAACUGAAACACCGAAAUUGGUCGCUGCCUCUAACAAGGCUCCGACACAGGAAGCUCAAACAUCCCCAAAUGUGGCUGUGACGAAACCCUCUCUCAUAUCCUCCUCGCAAGCUCCUCUUACAUGGUGCCAGCGCUUCAAAACUGGUUCAUCUACUCUCUCGAAGUGUGGUACUCCUAUCAAGCUUGAUAACGGUGAGCUUUGCGUAACAAUACCCAACAAGGUGAUCGAAGAAAGUAAACCACUUUGGAAGGACUUUGUGAUUGGACAGUUUUACCGCAAAACUCCAUCUUUUGGGAAAAUAAAAGCAGUGAUUGACAUGGUCAAGCAGGUUGGCCCGGUUUUGCGGGAGAAGGGGUUGAGGAAUAAGACGGUGGGUCCUGUUUCAAAUACCCAACAAGUUGGAGGCUCUAAAACAUGGAUCCCACGGGGUAAGGAAAGUGUGGGGAACAAUUUAAUUAUUGCUGCUUCACCGGUGAAAGCGGACAUAAAGAGAAAUCCACCAGAGCAGCACGACAUGGACCUCCUUCCUGAAGUAGACGAAAAAGGAGAAGAGGAGGAAGAAGAAGAAGGAGAGUUUAUAGAGGUAAUCUCUAAGAGAAAUAAGAAGUCCAAGCACCUUAGGAGCAGUCAAGGGAAGGCUCUUAAGAAGGUGGAAGGCAGGGCUUUGAAUCCAAUAGCAGAAAAGUUGGACAGAAUGUUGGGCAAUGAUCAGUGGUUACUCAAGUUUCCAGAUAGCUCUUUCAGCUUUGAAGAACUUCUGUUUUCAGAUAAUGCUGCUUGUUGCUUCAGAAUUCCAGACUUGGCUCCAAAGCCAAAGCGGCCUUUCAAGUUUAAUCUUCACCUGAUACAUCACCCUGAAUUCUUAUCUAUAGUGGAUGAGGCUUGGAGAGGUUUUCGUGUUGUUGGUUCCUCAAUGCAGCAGAAGAGAACUUCUGAAGCUUUGGAGAGUCUCAAGCUUUCUCAACAAGAGCUUCUCUCUAGCCCGUCAACCAUUGCUGCGGAGAGCAAACUUUUUGCCCUGAACAAAUGGAAACAAUUAGCAAAGGCAGAGGAAUAUGCGUAG